Messenger RNA from Fusarium pseudograminearum CS3096, 1479 nucleotides. RefSeq lists its product as uncharacterized. The transcript is spliced from 7 exons. Gene Ontology annotation, biological process: phospholipid metabolic process; arachidonate secretion. Lineage: Eukaryota; Fungi; Ascomycota; Sordariomycetes; Hypocreales; Nectriaceae. The record is from RefSeq and is a predicted model, not a curated record. Gene Ontology annotation, molecular function: A2-type glycerophospholipase activity. The coding region runs from base 1 to 1479 and encodes 492 amino acids.
AUGCUCUGGCGAUAUUCACUACUAUUUGCCGCCCAGGUUGGCAGCGUCAUCGGUAAAGGACAACAUGUGCUUGGAUCCAGCGGGGAUGGCCUGAAUCGAAUCCGAGACAAACUACUAGAAGCUGAGAUCAUUCCGACCGUUAUUGAUGAUUUCCCCCCCGCUCUUGGGUUCCGCGCAUCAUGGAAACACGACUCGGCUGAUCUUGGCAACACUCUCAAACCAACACAUCUGAAAAAGGCACCAAAAGUCCAUCUUGACAGGGUUGAGUCAGAUGAUUCACUCGAAGCAAUUCUGAAGAAGCAUGCCACAUAUGUCGUCGUUCUCACUGAUCCGGAUGCACCGUCUAGAGACGACCCUAAAUGGUCCGAGUUCUGCCAUUGGAUUGCAGCUGGAACCAAGAUUUCUUCAUCAACAACAUCGAAGCAUCACCUGAAAGACAUUGUCAAGUACAAGGCUCCCGCUCCGCCUCCAAAAACAGGAAAGCACCGUUACGUCUUCUUUGCAUUCGUCGCAGCCAACGGAACGACUGAGAAACUCCAUCUCACUAAACCGAAAGAGAGGAAGCAUUGGGGCUCGAAGGAUGCUGGACAUGGAGUCCGGGAGUGGGCGCUUCAAAAUGGUCUUGCUCCUGUUGAACGAGGAGCAGUAGCGUACACCCAGAUUCACAUGUCAACUGCCAGUCUUGAUCAUGCCAUUUGUCCGUUUCCACUCGCCCAUCGGGCAAUCUUCCUAUUUCAGAACACGAGCGGCAAUUUGAUCGUCCCCGCAUCUACCAAGACUCCAAGCUAUCCAAUUAGGCCCACGAUUGACACCACGAAUAAGAUGGCAUCCAUGUACUAUGUUGUUGACGGCGUCAUGAGGGAAGGUCCUACAACAACGCACUUUCUGCAACUGUUUGAGUCAAAGCCUCCUGCUCAACAUCUUGACAACAGUUUCAUCGCUACAGUUCUCUCCAUCCUUCCAGUCGUCCUCGCUCUACCAACAGGCGAAGAUGCAUCCAUCUCAAAGCGCCAGAGCGUGAACACAGUCACAGACCAGCUUCUCUUCAGCGUCACACUCCCACAAUUCACCGCUCGUCGCAACGCCCGCGAUCCUCCCACUCUUGACUGGACCUCUGAUGGUUGCACUUCGUCCCCCGACAACCCAUUCGGUUUCCCUUUCGUCCCCGCUUGCAACCGUCACGACUUUGGCUACCACAACUACCGCGCCCAGAGCCGAUUCACAGUCAGCGGCAAGGCCCGUAUCGAUAGCAACUUCAAGACCGAUUUGUACUUUCAAUGUCAAUCUUCGAGUGUUUCUGGUGUCUGCAGAGGUCUUGCCGAUGUCUACUACGCUGCUGUCAGAGCCUUUGGCGGAGACGAUGCUACACCUGGCAAGAGAGAUGAGGCCCUCGUUAAAGAGUACGAGGAGAAGGUUGAGGUCUACAACAAGCUUGUUGAGGAGGCUCAGGAGAAGGGAGACCUACCUCGCCUUGACUAA